AUAAAAUAAACACAACAAAUAAAUUUGAUCAAAGUUUUGAAAAUUAUAAUAAUUUUAAUGAAUAUAUUGCUAAAAUAGAAAAAUUGGAAUCUAGCAAAAUGUUUAGUACAGAUAUGCAGAUUUUUGAAAUUAAUAAUUCUAAUAUUGUUAAUAAAGAAAAUACUAGAAUUGAAAAUUUUAUAGUAAAAAUUAAAGAAACUAAUUUUGAAA
Messenger RNA from Cetraspora pellucida, 210 nucleotides. NCBI's taxonomy places the organism in Eukaryota, Fungi, Glomeromycota, Glomeromycetes, Diversisporales, Gigasporaceae. The record is from the annotation of a GenBank genome assembly.